AUUGUUCUUGAAUUUUAAUUUUUCUAUUUUCCAACUUGGAACAAUCGACCUUCUGGUGAUAAAAUCGUGAUUUGACCAUCGUAUUCUCUCUCACGGCUCACAACGAUGAAAUCGCACAGGACUUCGUUGAUUUCUGUCAACUCUGACCACGACCAGUGUCAUUAUGAUUAGACGAUUCGGAUGCGCCUAAUAAACAAACCUAAUUUGCCUCGCGCGUUCAGUCAUCUCCUUCCUUCAUCUAAAACCUCACACAGAGACAGAGAUCCCCCAAAACCCUAAACGCCCAAAGUAUUAAUCACAAAGUUACGGAGCUGAAAUUGCAAACGCUAUCAUGGCUGCCUUAAAAAAUAAGAAGAACGUGUUUGUGAAGUCAGUUUCGACAAAGAAGCAGGCUAAUAUGGACCAUAUCACAGGGGAUAAAAUCCCAAGGAGGUUUGUGUUUUCCAGAUGCAAGUUGCCUGGUCCUCUGAAGCAGCUUCAAGCUGAUUUGAGGAAACUGGUGCUUCCCUACACUGCCUUUAAGCUUAAGGAGAAGAGGCGGAACAAUCUUAGAGACUUUUUUAAUGUGGUUGGGCCUAUGGGGGUUACACAUUUCCUCAUGUUGUCGAAAACUCCAACUGCGCCAUACCUUAGGGGUGCAGAUCCUGAUUGACAAGGAAGAACAGAAACGGAUAUAACAACACUGAGACCGAAUGGGAGAUCCAAUGAAAAAAAAUAGCAAUGGAUAAACCAAGGCCGGUAGAUUUCAACUGCCUCACAACCGCCGCUAGAGAGGUCAGAUUGUCCAGAGCGCUGCCUUUUCCUCCGCCAACACCGUUGUAUCAGAUGUUAAGCUGCACCUCCAGGAGGACCACAGCAAUGGCUUCAAUCCCAUCCUCCACUUUUGCUUCUGGAUCGACUUGGGAAAGAACAGAGGAGAGCACAAGCAUUAUCAAUUUAUUUGCUAUAGAGUUUGUCAGGGAGAAAGUUUGUGAACGAAAGAAAUCUAAUCGAGAGGGUUGGAUGAAAAGAAACACCCAUCAGAGCUUUCAACAACUCGAAGUUCGAAGCUUGAAUCUCACCGUGCUUCAGUUAUUGUUUCAAAGGGUGAAAAAGAGUGGGGGACACAAGAAGAGGGGAGAAAGAGGACAAAAGAAUGGUUUGUUCUACUUUCAAUGCUUUGGGUUAAAAAAAGAAAAAAGAGCAUGUGGUGUGGAAACACACCAGCGAAGCCUCACUUUCGAUGUCGAACUCAAGUGUGGCUCUAAUCUAGCCCCCGAAAUUCCAACCUAGCAUGUAGCAAUGCAUUAUGUUUUCCUGUGUGAUCUUCAUACAAAGGUGCAAGACAUAUGAGCUUCUAAUCAAGAAAGACCUGCUUUUAAAUCCCACUGUGUGUUCUAAGUGCUGGAUGGGUUGUGCUUUUACCAACCCUAAUAAAAUUAUAUUUGAAUCAUGCUGUCUGAUAACUCUUUUUCUUUUUUUCCUGUUUGUGGUUUUUAGUCUUUGUCAUUUAAUUGGUAUAGCUUUGCUAGGAUCUCUGUUCCGGCAGUGUGUGAUUAGUGCUAAUGGAAUUUCAGCACUGUUUCUGAGCUAUUGCUCGAAUUGUUGUAUCUAAGUAUGCAUUAUACAUUCAAUUGAGCCAAUGAAGCAUGUGUGCCAACGAAUUUUGAAGAGUUCGGCUUGGUUUUCUCUCUUUGGUCUUUAAUAUUUAUGUGUGAGGCACCUGUUUGUUGACUAAUUGAGUCCCUUCUCUUAAGUUUUUCAGUAGAUAUUGUGUAAUUUGCUUUUAUGAGCACUUCUUUAAGCUGUCAAGUUCCCAAAGUGUACAAGGAGAUAUCAAGUUUAACAAGUCACGAACUAUGAUCAAUCCAAAUACAGUGAAAUUAGGGAUUUUACACUUAUAAACUUAGUUAGCUUUAGACCAUAGGAUUAGCAUUUUGCGCAUGUGAGUAUCAUUGACCUGCUCAUUUUAUUUUUCUGGAUAAGAAACAAAUUGUCAUUGAAGGGAGAAGAAAGUGUACAAAAACAAAGUUUCUGUAAGCUUGCAUUCAUAUGCCUAAUAUUUUAAUUUC
This is a messenger RNA of Pyrus x bretschneideri (Chinese white pear), 2051 nucleotides long. RefSeq lists its product as uncharacterized. Lineage: Eukaryota; Viridiplantae; Streptophyta; Magnoliopsida; Rosales; Rosaceae. Bases 721 to 1272 code for a protein of 183 amino acids. The record is from RefSeq and is a predicted model, not a curated record. The transcript is spliced from 13 exons.